GACGCGUUUCUUCAGUUUAUACCGAGAGCUCGAACUUUUCACUGUGCCGUCCGCCUGACGUUUGCUUUAGUUUUGUUUUUUUCCGCAUAAAUGGAGUGCUGUGAAGUGUGAUUACAACCGACUGCACAUAACAUAACAUUUUUCGGUUCUCCGUUUUGCGCUCCGCGCUCGCACUCUCUUUCUAUUAUUAUUUUGUUUCGCACGCGGGGCCUAAGCUGUCAUUUUUCGAAAUUAUAUCAAAAAGGAAAAAGCUUCAAAAUAAUUUCCGCGUGCAAGUGUGAGUGAGCAGUGUUUGAGCGUGUGGUAUUGGUGCAUGUGUGCACCGUGUGCAGUGUUUUGGGUGCACACUGUAAUCCGGGUGGAAUUACGGAAUUUUCCAGCCAAUUCGCCUGUCAUUCCGCCAUUAUGGAUACGUACGUCAAAAAUCUACUCAACGGGUGGAACCUGCCGGAGCUGAUCAAGGUGUUUCAGGAGGAAGAAAUCGAUGAGGGCGCAUUCAAGUGUCUCAAGUACGACAUGAUUAAGGAGAUAAUCCCAAAGGUGGGCAAGCGGGCCAAGUUCGUCCAGAAGUACGAGGAGUACAAAGAGAACCUAACGGAACGGCCGGCGUUUGGCGAGCUGCAGCUGGAUGAAAAGGACCGUUCCUCACCCGCCACAACCAAAAAACCCUCCAACAUCAACUGGCCCCGCAUCGAGCGCGUCUGCGGCACCGUGCCGAUCUACCUCAAGAACCUGCUCAAGAUGUGCGGCUACGAGCAGGAGAGCAGCCUGCGCAGCCUCAACGACGACGACUUUGUGGACAUGGAGCGGUUCGCGCGCGAGGAGCUGAUCCACCUGGUGCCGCUGACGCAGUUUUACUUUCACAUCUUCUGCAACGAUCCGGCGCGCGAGUUCCGGCUGGUGCCCGGCCACCGGAAAUUGCUGCUGCAGAUGAGUGCCUACCUGAACUACACGACGGCAGCGAACGAGCUGCAGCGGAUGGAUCCGAUGAUUAACAACAACAACAAUGGGAGUGUGGUGAAUCAUAACAACGGGGGAAGCAAUCACCACAUUAGCAGUAGUCGGAUGGAACAACGGCCGGUGGCCGUGGAGCGGAUGGAGCGAAUGGAACGGGUUGAGAGGCCACCGGUGGCCGUUGCGCCUGAGAGGACUGUGGCGGACAUGAGUUUGGUACGGGAGUUGAGGGAGCAGCGAGCGUUGAUGCAGCAACUUCAGCUUCAGCAGCACCAGCAGCAGCAGGAAUUGGCGAACCAGAUGCCGGAAAUGCUCCAGGAGCACAUUCCGGACAUCAAGACGAUAUCGGUGAAGAACCCGCCGUUUGCGUUUGAACAGGCCACGGUCUAUCCACCGUUGAGUGACGAAGCCCGCGUCAAGAAGAUCCAGAACAUCAUCAUCAAGCUGAUCGAGAUGUGGAGCGACAAACAACCGAUCAAGCUGCAGCUCACCGAGGAGAUGAUCAACGUCACGUACGAACUGAACGGGUACAACGCCUUCAUCAAGUGCCCGAUGUGUGCCGUCCAGAUCAAGGUGUCCAAACUGCCCACCAAGAAGGGCGACCGCUUCGUGAUCUCCAACUUUUCCAAGCACGUCAUCAAGAUGCACUUCUCCCAGCAGCAGCAACAGCAACUCUCCCAAUCCCAGCAGCAACAGCUCAACGACAGCAGCAGCCGGUCCAGCCUGGACAAUUCCGCCUUUUACGGAGGAGAGAACUCCGACUCGAACAACUACCCCUUCGACGAGUUCCAGAUCAAGCGGGCCCGGCUCGAGGAUGAAGAGGACGAAGAGGGGGAAGUUCUGCCCCAGAUGCUGCAUCCCUACGUUAGCAUAAAGGACGAAGUGAUCGACCUGGACGCGUAGCUUUAGCUCCCGUGUACUGAAAGAAAGAAAUAGCUAAAAUUCGAAACUCACUAGGCGAUAAGAUGGAGGAAUUUAUUUAAUACAGGACAAAACAAACAAAAGAUUCUAUUAGAUGUUAGGAGAGCGCGCGAUUGCGCAACAUUCAAAAGACUUUACACCCACGUUUAUUAGAUUGUUUUUUUCGUCGUUUAGCUUUAGUUGGUGCACGAUCCAAGACAGACAUUCACACAACGUGCGUGUAAAUAGGCUGACUUAGUUAGUUAUUUAGUUUUUUUUGUAUACCGAUUAGCAUUAUACACCGAUCGAUUCCGACAUAUUUUUUAAAACCAUUAUUAUCAUCUUCCAAUUCCAAUAAAUUAUGCACUCCCCACAUUUCAUAUAAUGAAAGCAAAUUGAACAACA
Molecule: messenger RNA, 2259 nt
Organism: Culex quinquefasciatus (southern house mosquito)
Lineage: Eukaryota; Metazoa; Arthropoda; Insecta; Diptera; Culicidae
Exons: 3
Coding region: 406-1857 (483 amino acids)
Source: RefSeq, a predicted model, not a curated record